Clunio marinus is the source of this 5230-nucleotide messenger RNA. The record is from the annotation of a GenBank genome assembly. Lineage: Eukaryota; Metazoa; Arthropoda; Insecta; Diptera; Chironomidae.
CUUUCAUUUUUGAUUGUCUUCAUAAAUAACUAGCAGCACGAGAAAGAUAACAAUGAAUGAUAUUAAUUGAAUCUCAAACUUAAGCCAUGGAUUAAGAGCGAAUACAAAACAAAACAUUAAACAACAAGAGAUAUUGCAAAGUGAUACAUAUAAAUCGCAAAGCGAAAACCAUAAAAAAGUAGAAGGAUAAGUUAAAAUUUAAUUAAAAAUAUAAAGAAGUAAAGUGUUAUUUAAAGUUCAGAGUGUAAUCUUCUAAGUGUUAUUAGAUGUUGAUAAGCGAAUAGCGAAAAAUGAUGAUGCAUCAAUGUUUUAGAUAGCAAAUGCAAGCGUUGCCGUUAAAGACAUCGCUUCUAAUUUUCGUAGUCGUCAAAAAUGUCCAAUGAUUAAUAAAAGUGAAAGACAUAAAGUAACAAAAUAUCCCCGACACUAUUUAAAGGGGGAUGUCGUGUUGUGACGAAGAACAAAUUAUAACAACAACACCACUACCAGAUCCUUGCCUUAUAGAUCGAAAAUGGUGGUGUUUCAUCUUGUCAAGCAUAUUCACAUUUUUGGCUGGGCUUUUUAUUGUUCUUUUUUGGCGAGCUCUCGCAUUCGUAUGUUGUCGUAAGGAACCAGAACUAUCUCCAAAUGAUCCUAAACAGAAGGAGCAGAAGGCCAAUCGCGGCAAGCAAGAGUUCGAAGGAACUUUUAUGACAGAAGCUAAAGACUGGGCUGGCGAACUUAUAUCAGGCCAAACGACCACUGGACGAAUAUUGGUGGUUCUCGUUUUUAUCCUCAGCAUCGCAUCACUCAUCAUUUAUUUUGUUGACGCAUCAUUUGAAGACGUGGAACGAUGUGAAAAAUGGAGCGACAAUAUAACACAACAAAUCGAUCUUGCAUUCAAUAUAUUUUUUAUGGUGUACUUUUUUAUACGAUUCAUAGCAGCAUCCGAUAAAUUUUGGUUUAUGUUAGAAAUGUACAGUUUUGUAGAUUAUUUUACGAUACCCCCGUCCUUUGUAUCGAUAUAUUUAAACCGCACGUGGAUCGGUCUUCGUUUCCUUCGAGCACUUCGGCUUAUGAGUGUUCCAGAUAUUCUGCAAUAUUUGAAUAUUCUUAAAACAUCAAGUUCCAUACGCUUGGCACAAUUAGUCUCAAUUUUUAUAUCAGUAUGGUUAACGGCAGCUGGAAUUAUUCAUUUGCUGGAAAACUCGGGCGAUCCAUUACAUUUUUCCAAUCCACACCAUUUAUCAUAUUGGACAUGCGUUUAUUUUCUCAUCGUUACAAUGUCCACCGUGGGCUAUGGUGAUGUGUUCUGCGAAACAGUGUUAGGACGAACGUUUCUUGUGUUCUUCCUCCUCGUCGGAUUGGCAAUUUUUGCAAGUUGCAUACCAGAGAUAAUUGAUUUGAUUGGAACGAGACCAAAAUAUGGGGGAACAUUGAAAAAUGAGAGAGGGCGAAGACAUAUCGUCGUCUGUGGGCAUAUAACAUACGAGUCGGUCUCACAUUUCCUGAAAGAUUUUUUACACGAGGAUCGAGAAGAUGUGGACGUGGAAGUUGUAUUUUUACAUCGAAAGGAGCCUGAUCUGGAGCUUGAAGGUUUGUUAAAACGUCAUUACACAACCGUGGCGUUUUUUCAAGGCACUAUGAUGAAUGCUGUCGAUUUGGAGCGUGUCAAGGUUCAUGAAGCUGAUGCCUGUUUAGUGUUAGCAAAUAAAUAUUGUCAAGAUCCUGAUGCUGAAGAUGCUGCCAACAUAAUGCGUGUCAUUUCAAUCAAAAAUUACAGUGACGACAUUCGCGUUAUUAUUCAACUUAUGCAAUACCACAAUAAGGCUUAUCUAUUAAAUAUUCCAUCUUGGGACUGGAAACAGGGUGAUGAUGUUAUUUGUUUAGCAGAAUUAAAAUUAGGCUUCAUUGCUCAGAGUUGUUUAGCACCUGGUUUCUCAACAAUGAUGGCCAAUUUGUUUGCCAUGAGAUCGUUCAAAACUUCACCUGACAUGCAAAUAUGGCAAAAUGAUUAUCUUCAAGGUACCGGAUGUGAGAUGUAUACAGAAACUCUUUCACCUUCUUUUACUGGAAUGACCUUUCCACAAGCCAGCGAGCUUUGUUUCACCAAACUUAAGUUGCUUCUUCUGGCGAUUGAGAUUAAAGGUGGCGAUGAAGGCAAUGACAGCAAAAUUUCGAUAAAUCCUCGAGGAGUUAAAAUUCAAGCAAACACACAAGGAUUCUUUAUAGCGCAAAGUGCAGAUGAAGUGAAACGAGCGUGGUUUUACUGUAAAGCUUGUCACGAUGACAUCAAGGACGAAACGCUCAUCAAGAAGUGCAAAUGCAAAAACUUGGCUUUGUUGAGGAAAAAGUUUCGAGCUCCUCCUUCUCCAUCAAAACUAAUAAGUCCAUCAAAUGAUCACCCCGCAGCACCGACAUUCACACCUCCUGAACUUCCGAAACGAGUCCAUGUGCGCGGAGUUACUGGGGACAUUACUCGAGAACGUGAAGAGAUUAACCUCAUCAAUCGAAAUCGUCGAAUGCCAUCAGUUGGAUCAAAUCAAAUGUUGAAUUCAAAUCAAAUGUUGAAUUCAAUUCAAACCAAACAAGUUAACAAGGUGAAGCCGAAUGUAAAUAGACCACCAAUACCAGAUGGUGUCAUUGUGUCGCCAUCAUCUUACAAUCGACCUGCGGAAACAGAAGCGAGUCCGUAUGCGGGAUAUCAACUUGCAUAUGAAGUCAAAAAGCUAAUGCCGACGGCUCGAGGUGGUAGCUCAGGAGCUCAAAAUCCGAAUGGUGUUACACUUCAAGCAGGCAUUGCUGAUGAUCAAUCGAAAGAUUUUGAUUUUGAGAAAACAGAAAUGAAAUAUGAUUCGACGGGAAUGUUUCAUUGGAGUCCGGCAAGGAGUCUCGAAGACUGUAUUUUAGAUCGUAAUCAAGCAGCAAUGACUGUUCUCAAUGGACACGUGGUGGUUUGCCUUUUCGCCGAUCCCGAUUCACCACUCAUCGGUCUCAGAAAUUUAGUCAUGCCUUUGCGCGCAUCAAACUUUCAUUACCACGAACUGAAACAUGUUGUUAUUGUUGGUUCUGUUGAUUACAUUCGUAGGGAGUGGAAAAUGUUACAAAAUUUGCCGAAAAUUUCUGUGCUUAACGGAUCACCGCUUAGUCGCGCCGAUUUGCGUGCCGUCAAUGUUAAUUUAUGUGAUAUGUGUUGCAUUUUGUCAGCUAAAGUCCCAUCGAAUGAUGAUCCAACGCUUGCUGACAAAGAAGCCAUUCUAGCGUCGCUUAACAUUAAAGCUAUGACAUUCGAUGAUACAAUCGGUGUGUUGAGUCAACGAGGUGAACAAGACAAUCUAACACCAGUUGGAAGUCCAAUUGUACUUCAACGUCGUGGUUCUGUUUAUGGAGCGAAUGUACCGAUGAUUACUGAACUGGUGAAUGACAGCAAUGUACAAUUUCUUGAUCAAGAUGAUGACGAUGAUCCAGAUACAGAACUUUACUUAACUCAACCGUUUGCAUGCGGUACAGCUUUUGCCGUUAGUGUAUUAGAUUCAUUGAUGUCAACGACAUAUUUUAAUCAAAACGCCUUAACAUUAAUUCGUUCAUUAAUUACUGGCGGUGCCACGCCUGAACUGGAGCUGAUUUUAGCUGAAGGUGCAGGUCUUCGUGGUGGUUACAGCACGCCAGAAAGUUUGAGUAAUCGAGAUCGAUGUCGAGUUGGACAAAUAUCUCUCUACGAUGGUCCACUUGCACAGUUUGGAGAAACUGGAAAAUAUGGAGAUUUAUUUGUAGCAGCUCUCAAAUCAUACGGCAUGCUUUGCAUUGGACUGUAUAGGUUUCGUGAUACCAGUUCGAGUUGUGAUGCUAGUAGUAAACGUUAUGUAAUUACGAAUCCACCUGAUGACUUUUCUUUGCUGCCAACUGAUCAGGUCUUUGUAUUGAUGCAAUUCGAUCCCGGCCUCGAAUAUAAACCAUCACAAACACGUGCUGGUGCUGCUAAUGCUCAAAAUACGGGCGGACCUACAGGAAUCAACACAGGAAAUAUAGUUAGCAGCGUAGGUCGUCAGAACAACAGUCAAGCAGGAGCCGUAGGCGGAGGUGGCACAAAUAAAGAUGACAAUUCCUGACUAUUGCUGUGUAGCGCCCUUACUGAUGGUCCCUAUAGCUAUAUUUGAUGAGGCGCAUCAACAUCUAAUUCUUUCAUGUAUAAUGUUGUACAUUUUUUAAAGCACACCAGUGCACUUUGUCGUCGCUUAAUAACUCGAUUUACAAUGAGACUUCUAACAUUACGUCAUCGUUGACAAUUUGUGCUCAAAAUCAUCCACGUUAUACAUGAAAUUGAAUUGAGAAAAACAUUUUUUUAUAACAAAAUGAGCCUCGUUGAUUUGUUGAAGAUAUUUUUGAAGAACUUUCCCACACCAUUCCGCUUUAAAAAAUUUUCAAUCCUAUUAUCAGUUCAAGUUAAAUAAUUUCUAGUCAUUUGAUGUUAGAAGAUUUUCUUUUUGUUAUUAUUUUAUUUCCAGAUCUUUGCAAUCUUAAGUUUUGUUUAAAGAAUUAUUUUUUGUUGAAUACAAUUUGUAAAAUUUGUUAAGUUUGCGCAGAUAUCUUUAUGAGUUGUUUUAUUUGAACAUUUUAAUCUUUCAGUUGAGAUGAGUUACGUUUAUUGAUCCUCUGAUAUUUAUUAGCUAAGGUAAGAAAAAAUUUCUUUUUCCCUCAAAGAGCCGAGAAACGCAAAUCUAUGUGUGGCUGUAGACUUUUUGAGAGUACAAAUAUUUCAACACUUAAUUUUAUCUUAAGUUGUCAUAAUAAAUUGUUUCGAUAUUAUUUCGGAAGAUUGUUCAAAAAUAUUUCCAUCAAAUAUCAAAAACAAAAAAAUAAUUUUGAUGAAAAAGAGAGAAGAAAAUAAAUCAAAAUUAAUUUGGAUCCAUCAGAAGGUCUGCUACACACAAUCAUAUUGAAUUAAAUCUAUUUAAAGAUAUAUUUAACAUUGAACACUUAAUGAGUGAAAAUUUCAAGGUAUAAUCAAAUCAUUUAAAGAAAAGAAAAUUAUGAAAAACCACCAAAAGUUUAAAAAUCUGAGAAGAAAAUUUAUACAAUCAAACAUCAAGAUUUUUUUUAAAUUCUUAAAUUAAAACACUUUCAAAUUAUAUUUCUCACAAGAAAUUCUUUGAAUGAUUAUGAGUCAUCUUGGAAUCUUUGUUGGUUACUUGCAGUUGUUUUUAUAAGAAAUUUCAUAAUGGAAAUCAUCAGAGAAACUUUUUGGAAACUU